Messenger RNA from Triticum dicoccoides, 1120 nucleotides. RefSeq lists its product as uncharacterized. The record is from RefSeq and is a predicted model, not a curated record. The transcript is spliced from 2 exons. NCBI's taxonomy places the organism in Eukaryota, Viridiplantae, Streptophyta, Magnoliopsida, Poales, Poaceae. Bases 440 to 757 code for a protein of 105 amino acids.
UUGCAAAAAUUACUGUUGUAAAUGAUCAAGAAAAAUAAACACUUCGAGAUGAUUGCAACAAUGAUCCUGUUGCAGAGGGCCUUCUGGAACACCACUUCUGUUACAAAAGGGUGGCUGCUUACGUGAGUAGAUCCAACAGCCAUUAGCAGGCAGCAGAUCUUUUCUCAUUAUCCGCCCGCCGCCCAAUAAAAAAAGGAAAGAAAGAAUUAAACAAGAAAAUAAACUGCCGUACUUGUGCCGGCCCAUGAGUGCGCGCGUUAGCAGCCCGAGUGUACCGCUCGCAGCGGGCGCCACAUAGCAGCUCCCCUCUACGAGACUACGACCCCCUAAAGAAGGCCUCUAGAAAUCAAGCCGACGCCAUCGUUCUGCCUCUGCAAUCCGCCACAGAGAACACCGGAACCCUCAGGAAGCUUCGAGAAGCCGCCCGCGCGGAGCCCCCAUGGAGAAGGAGAAGCAGAAGCAGGGGGCCGACGGCGCCCUCCUCCUCGCGCUGCGCUGCUCCAGGGCGUCUCUCGUCCUCUCCUCUCUCCGCCAGCCACCCCCCUCGACGGCGACGACCCGCCGGACCUCAUCCUCAGCGGAGUUCGAGCUGCGGAACGCGCGCCUCCUCGACGCCGAGCUCGCGGCGGCGCGGCGCGCGGCUGCCAGAAGCGCGCGGAUAUCCGCCGCUGAGAUUCUCUUCGUCGUUGCUCUGGUCCCCCUCCUCAUGCUCUUCGUUGCGCUUCUCGCGAGCGCUGCCGCGGAAGCGGUCGCUUGACCCGCGUCGACGACGUCAUGAGAUUCUGCGGCGACCGAACCCAAAGCCUCUGUGUUAAUUCCCCCCUUCCGGGCUCCGUAAGUUGACUCUGUUGUUCUUCAGCUGAGAAAGGAAGCUACGAUUGUGGUGCGGGCCUGUUUGGUGUUUUCGGUCUGCACGGUAGGUGUUCGAUCAAAUGCAUGUUCCUUUGUAGAUGUGUGCACAGAGUAAGGCUAAGGUUGUAGUGAUAAUUAGGAGAUCGGAAGAAAUCAUAGUGUGACAAAUGGUGCCCAUUCAUUGGGUUGCAUUUAUUUACUGUUUUCUGAUCCAAUUAUGCUGAAGGAAUGGUAGAUGCAGGGAUAUGCCUUGCAGUGUUACUGCUUG